Molecule: messenger RNA, 4879 nt
Organism: Varanus komodoensis (Komodo dragon)
Lineage: Eukaryota; Metazoa; Chordata; Lepidosauria; Squamata; Varanidae
Gene: CEP85
Product: centrosomal protein 85
Exons: 12
Coding region: 207-2309 (700 amino acids)
Cellular component (GO): centrosome
Source: RefSeq, a predicted model, not a curated record
UAGCUGUUGAGAAGAACCAGCACUUAUUCGGGUUUUUUUGUGGAGGGGGGGUGAGUUAGGAAGCUAAAUUGCUGUCAUGUUUGGCACUAAGAAAGUGUUCUGGUCUUUUGCUUCGUUGGGGCAAUCUCCAGCUUUGUUCAACAUUUCUUGCAAUAAAUGAGAGUUGCAGUGCUGUGAGUUGGGAGUGUACACAAGAGUUUUACUCCAUGUUCCUGACAUCCUGCAAUUCCAGUGACAGAUCUUCAUUUCAGCCCAUCAGGACCCAAGUGGCCAUCCCUACAGCUCACGUCAUGCCUUCCAUGCUGGAUCGCUCUUCUUGCUCAGUGGGGAAAUCAAGCAUACCGCAGACCACCCUGGCUUCCUCCUUGUCAGUUUCUUCAGGUGAUGCAGGAGGGCCAAUUCCUAACCAUGACCCUGACCCUCUGAGGCACUCGCAGGUCCUCCACAGGAGUCCUCUUCAUCUGUAUCAAACUUCAGUGGAAAAUGGUUGUGAUCAAUCAGUGUUCCUUACUUCUGACCAAGCAAGUGUGGAGUGUGCUCAGAGACCUGUCAGACUUGCAGCUGAAUUCACAUUUAACCAAACGGCUUUAGACAGGCAGUCCACUGGUCCUUGGUCUCAGCUCCAAAUGUGCAGUUCAGAUACUACUGCUACUGGCCAAGAAAAAGAACCAAGCAAAGCAUUGCUUGAUACCAAUCCAGCAGCAGAGGCUAGUAGAGUUAAUGAAAAGCAAGUGCCCUUAGGGCUUAGUUUUGCCAGUAUGUGUUCCAGUCCAACAACUGCUCCGUCUCGGAUGUGGAAACAAGAAGCCUGCGCUCUGCAUCCACAGGAGAAUUGCGCUCUCAGUGCCUGGAAGCAACACUUGGACCAUGUUCGGCUGCAACUGGAGCAGGUGCAGCUGCAAAAUAAAGCUGCUUGCUACCAUCCCUUUGUGAACAGCACUUUACUGCACAGUCUUGAUCCAGCUCAUUGGUUCAGUAUCAUGAAUGCAAAUGAGAACCUGCUCAGGGAAAAAGAAAUUCUCAUUGACAGGCAGAGGCAACACAUUUCCCAGCUGGAGCAGAAAGUACGAGAAAGUGAGCUGCAAGUCCACAAUGCCCUCUUUGGCCAUCCUGCACCUUAUGGAGACAUAUACCUACUCAGAAUGCAGGAAUUGCAGCGGGAAAAUGUUUUCUUGCGGGCUCAGUUUGCUGAAAAAACAGAGUUGCUCAGCAAGGAAAAAAUUGAAUUAGAGAGGAAACUGUCAGCUACAGAAGGAGGCAUAAAACAGGCCCAGGAGGCUCAGAAAGAAACCAUACAGAAGCAUACAGUGGAACUGAAGAAACAAGAAGAAAGGGUAAAGGCAAGAGAUAAACACAUUGAGCAUCUGAAAAAGAAAUGCCAAAAAGAAUCUGAGCAGAACCGUGAGAAGCAGCAAAGAAUUGAGACUCUGGAGCGCUACGUUGCUGACCUCCCAAUGUUAGAAGAUCAUCGCAAGCAAAUUCAGCAGUUAAAGGAAGCUCAGCAGACAAUUGCAGCUUUGCAGGAAACAGUGACUGUUCUUAAGAGGGAACUUGGAGAUGUCCGUACCAAUUUCAGAGAGAAAGAGCUGCAGCUAGAAAUGCAGAAACACAAAGAAAUGGAACUGCUUUCCACUGUACACAGUUUGCAAGAUAAAAUGCAGCAUGGGAAGACGUCAGCAUCAGAUGACUAUACCCGGGAGAUAGAGAAAGAAAAACGAGAGAAAGAUUCUCUGCAAAAGGAACGUGAUCUCCUCAGAAAGAUUGUGGAUAAUCAGAAGAAGAAAAUUGAUCAGUUAUCUUCACAAGUAAAGGAUCUGGAGGAACAGGUAUCUCAGGAGGAGGGCACAGGUCAGGCUCUGAAAGCAGAAGCACUGAGACAAGAGAGUGCACUACAGCAGCUGCGUGUAGCUGUGAGAGAGUUGUCUGCACAAAACCAAGAAUUGAUGGAGAAAAACCUGACUCUUGAAGAGCAGCUCCGACAGAGAGAGCUGGAUCCACCUCUGUCUGAUGUGACAACCCACCUUACUCAAGAACUGCACAGUGAGCUGGCCAGCUGCCUGCAAGAUUUGCAGUCUGUCUGUAGUGUUGUAACUCAAAGGGUUCAAGGAAAGGAUCCUAACUUGUCUUUACUGUUGGGGAUUCAUACUGUGCAUUGUUCAGUGAAAGAAAAAGAAGACUUGCUGAAACCAGAUGUGCUGGCAAAAAAACUGGAAGAUGUGAAACAGUUGCACAAAGAGAUUGAGGAUUUACGGACUGCUAUUUCUGAUAGAUAUGCACAAGAUAUGGGUGACAACUGUAUCACGCAGUGAAGAUGAUGGAGAGUGAUGAGGACUAAUCUUGCAAAGCAAGAAGAGCUGCUAUCUCCUUAAUAUAUUACUUCUGCUUUGAUGCCAGGUGGAGCCUCCCCCAUAACAGGGAAUCAUUGUUCUUUUUCAGGAAGGCUCUUCAAGGGAAAUGUUUCCUUUGUGUGCCCUUCCCUUUGAUUUUCGAGAACUGAGCAAACAUAGAUCCUAAACACUAACAUAAUUACAGUUUUAAGGCUGGUUGACACUGACAGUUGCAAGCGAGGAGCUUCAGGGUUCUUCAGCCAAAUGUCUGCAACGUGAUGGAGAAAUGUCUGAACAGAGCAGUUGUGAUUACAACUAGCCAUUUCGGUUAUUUAGGGCAGCACUUUUUCCAGACACCGCCGUCAUGGAAAUUGCUGUGGCUGUAUCUUUGCAAUACACCACACAUUUAUGCAAUUGUGGGCAUGUACGUAGCUCGAAGGAACUAUGGUAGCAUGAAUGUGAAAAGAACUGCAUUGGUUUGGAAGGACAAACCAGUGUCCAAAGGACAAAGGAGCCACGGAGCAAGAUGCUUAAAUUCUUCAGUACCCUGAAGUAUUCUUUCAGGUUCCUUUAUAAACUAGAAGCAUGAGUGAUAUGCUCAAAAAAACAGAACACUUUGUGAGCAUGUUUUGGCUCCCCACAUAUUCUGCGGCUGUGGUAGGUGGUGGUAAAAGGUAUGCUCUGCACUAGUGAGGUGGUGAUUGAGUGUCAGAGUGGGCUGUAUCAGCCUUCCCAACUGUGCAGAUGUGUUAGAUGACCGUUUUCAGCACUUCUGACGAAAGGCUGUGAUGGGAAUCCACAACAUCUGGAGAGCACCAAGUUGAGAAAGGCUGGAUCGAAUGUUCCCGUGCAGAUGCUUUUUAAACAAGCCUUCCCCACAGUGGUGCUCUCCAGGUAGUGUAGAUUUCAAAUCCCAUCAGACCCAGCCACCAUGGUCAACAUUCAAGAAUUUUGGAAGUUGGAGUCCAAAAUAUCUUCAGGGUACAAGGUUGGGGAAAAGCUUUUUUGGACUAUAUUUUUGUAUGUUUUUCACCCAAGUGCUAUUUUGACUUGCUGAAGAUUGUGGAUUUUUCACACUGAAAUGCCUUAAUUCCUUCUGGAAUAAACCUGCAUUCUUAUAAGUGUGUAUCUGCAUUUCUGUGCAGCACACCCUGAUUCCCCUGACUCCCUUGAGUGGCUUAUAACACUUUCUGUCCAUCAUGUGGAUCUGAUUUAGCCUAGAACUUUACCUGAUUUCCAUGAAUGAUAAGGCAAUAGAAGCUCACUAAUUGGUCAUUAAGCUAUAGGGUGCAUUCCUAUGUAUGUUUAGACCUGGCUGGAAAUGUUGGGAGCUGUAGUGCUCUUUUCUGUCUAAGCAUACAUAGGAUUGCUAUCUAAGGGUCUAUAAAUCUCUUCCUCUAGAUAUAGAAUGUAGGUAAGGGGGUAGGUUCCUGAUUGCCUUGCCUGUAGUUAAGACAAGCAAAUAAAUUUAUCCAUUUUUUACAUUUGGACCUUGGCAAGAAAGUUAAGUAGGGCUUCUUUACCUGGGGUUUCACCUUCAUAUAAAUAAGGGUACAUACAUGUUAUGCCAGUGCUGUAAUGUAUAACCUUAAGAAUAUGAGUAACAUCCAAUUUUAAACUCAAAAAAUCAAUUUACAGACAGCAUUUGCUAUCAGCCCAUCUUGCCACUCUUUUCCGUCCACAAAGAUGAAACUGCAAAACUCCUUUCAAACUUCUGUGCCUCAACAUGCAGUCAUGUGUACCUGAGUAAUAUCCCAUCUGCAAUCCUUGCUGUAUUUUGUUAACAGCAUUUUCCACUUCAGUGCAUUUUUCUACCAACCUUGAACAUGAAGAACUUGUGAAUAAAUUAGUUUAAGAAAUUAGUUUAACAAAACAGGGAAAACAUGGUAAUUGAUCUCCGUAUCAGAGUGCAUUGUGGUCUUUCAGUCUUCAGCACAGAAGGGUAGUGAAAAUCCUCAGUGGCUAAAAUGUGUUUCCAGAACAGCUUUGGUAAGAAUCAAACUUUCUAGAAUGUUCAUGUGGCUAUGAUUAAUUUCUGGUGGAGUUUUGCCAAGCCUGCUGGGGAAAAAAAAACAAUUUGAGGAUCAGCUGUACUUUCUGUGUAGCACUUGGUGCUGGAAGUGACAAAUCAACUAUUUUCUCCCAAGCACACGGCCUGACAUGAAAGGAUGUUUUUAAUAUGCGAAUGUCCAAGUUUGCAUGUCCUGGUAUUGACCAAGGAAGAAAAGUUUCUGGAUUCAGGCUUUUACUCAGGAAAAUCUCAUCCAAGGGCAUCCGAAAUGCUGAAAUUCUAACAGACAUAUAUCAUCUGUGCACCUUCCUUUUGACAAUUAUUGCCUUCCUUCAGGCUGUUUACAAACGUUUUCAUGGCAUUUGGUAGAACUUGUUUGCUAAAGAAAGACAUGCAGGCAUCAACAGAGGAAAAAAUCUCAGGGGUGUAAUUUUAAUAUCUGAGGCAUAUAUUUUGUUGUUACUUGUGCUCAAGAGAUCUUGUUCUAAAUGUACUUAAUAUUUUGGCUACAAAAUAAAAUGGGAUUUCCUCUUUUAAAAGA